This is a messenger RNA of Monopterus albus (swamp eel), 2758 nucleotides long. RefSeq names its product perforin-1-like. NCBI's taxonomy places the organism in Eukaryota, Metazoa, Chordata, Actinopteri, Synbranchiformes, Synbranchidae. Gene Ontology annotation, molecular function: wide pore channel activity. Gene Ontology annotation, biological process: defense response to virus; immunological synapse formation; T cell mediated cytotoxicity. The record is from RefSeq and is a predicted model, not a curated record. Gene Ontology annotation, cellular component: membrane.
CACAGCACAGAAAGGAUAAACCAUCAGUCUGCAUCACAUUGCAUCCAACUUAAGAAAAUGUUCCUGUUGAAUAUUUGCAUCUGUGCUGGUCUCAUGCUGUCCCUACCACCAUGUACAUAUCAGUCAUGCACAGAAGGGACACCCAGACAGUGCCUAGAGGCAGAAUUUGCUCCAGGUUCUGAUUUGGCCGGGGAAGGCUUUGAUAUCACCAGAAUGGAACGUAAGGGGGCCUUCGUGAUCGACAUGAAUCAGUGGAAACGCAAGGACAAAAGAUGCACCCUAUGUAGCAACCCUUAUCUGGAGAACAAAAAGCAAAAGCUCCCUUUGUCCGUUGUGGACUGGAGGCCAAAGCAGUCCUGCAGCAUGAAAAUAGCCAGUAAACUCCACCGAUCCAGUGAGUCUCUAGUCAGUUCCAGCUCCUUUGCAGUUGAAAACAACUGGAAGGUCAAUCUAGAUCUUAAAGUAGGGAAUAAAGGUGCCUCUUUUAUGUUCGCUGGUACCCACUCUAAACUGGCUGAUUAUUCCAUGGGAAAAACAAAGGAUGACAAAUUCAGCUUCACAACUCAAAGCAUGUUCUGUGAGUACUACAGCUAUCGAGUGUCCAACACUCCAAAGCUGCAUAAAGAGUUUUUAAUAGCGGUUAACAAGCUCCCCAAAAUCUACAGCCCAGAUUACAAGCAACGAUAUUACAAACUGAUUGACAACUUCGGAACCCAUUACAUCACAAAGGUGAAGCUGGGAGGAAGUGUUCAAUCAGUGACCAGCAUCAGGCAGUGCCAGGCCAGCCUGCAGGGCCUCAGCUCGGAGGAGGUGCAGAUGUGCCUGGAAGCUGAGGCAUCCGUCAGCAUCAAAGCCACAGUAAAAGCUGAAACAAAGCACUGCAAGAAGGACAUUGAGAAGACUGAAAGUAAGACAUCCUUCUCCAGCCUCUUCAAUGACAGGUUCACAGAAAUAAAGGGGGGCCACACCACAGAGCCAGAUCUUCUAUUCUCUGCUGACAAAAAUCCAUCAGCCUACAAGGAGUGGCUGAACACACUGCCACAGAAUCCAGACGUGGUCUCCUAUUCACUGGACUCGCUGCAUGAAUUACUGCCUGUAAAUACCUCUGUCAGGAAGAACAUGCGCUUGGCCAUCAGCCAUUACAUCCUGGAAAAAGGCCUGUGGAAGAACUGUAGUGAGCCCUGUCAGGCCGGCAUCAAGAGCGACUCCAGAGAUUCCUGCGUCUGCCAAUGCCACAAUGACCCUGCUGUAAACCAAGACUGCUGCCCAACGCGCAAGGGCAUGGCACGGGUCAUCGUAACUGUACAACGGGCCGAGGGACUGUGGGGAGACCACACCACACAGACUGAUGGUUAUGUAAAAGUGUUUUUCGACGGACUGAUGGUCCAGCGUUCUCCUGUCAUUUACAACAACAACAACCCACACUGGGCUGUGGUUGUCGACCUCGGCCCUCGGGAUGUGUCCUCAGGACAAAGAGUGAGAUUUGAAGUGUGGGAUCAGGACAACGACUGGGAUGACGACCUGUUGGGACAGUGUGAGCAAGAUGUGUCUGCUGGAGUUAAGGAGGAUAUCUGUACUCUGCAGCAUGGCCGGCUGUUCUACAAAUGGGAGGUGAAAUGUGCUCCGAGUCUGAGUGGAAGUUCCUGCACGGACUAUAAACCUUGUCAAAGUCUGAAGAAGCUGUAUGUGUCCCGUCAUGCUCACCCUGUCCCAAAGGCUAUGCUGAGAGAGAUGGGUGUGUUUGUGGAUGAGCCGAAUCCAUGGAGAAACCAGUCUUACUACAGAGAUUCAAAAUAUGAUAUAACACCCAUGCUUGCCUGUAAUGAGGCUAAUGUUCAAGGCAUUAGCAUCAUUUUACAACAUUCAUGAGCUUAAUCUAAGUGAAAGUUAUCUAUCACUUUUACCCCACAUUAAAUCUCUAGUGACGACAAAAGAUCAGAAAUACAUCAGUUAGAAAAUAAUUGACAAAGUGCAAAUCAAUAUUAGCAAAACAUCCCUGAUAUCUUGUGUAUAUAUAACAACCAUGCUUGGCUGUACAGAGGCUGAUAUUGUCUAGUAAGAAUCAGUACAUUAUUCAAAUUAGGCAAAUGGUUUUAUCCUUAACUAAUACUGAGAAGUGCAUCACUUCACCACAUGGUAGCACAUCACAGAAUUCUUAUGUGUUGACAAAGCAGUUUCAAUUCAGAUAUGAAAAUUGUUCCUAAAACUUGGUAUAUUCAGGUUAUUUUCAGUUUAAGUCGUUAAUCAUCCAUCCAUCCAUCCAUCCAUUUUCCUCCGCUUAUCCGGGACCGGGUCGCGGGGUCAGCAGUCUAAGCAAAGAUGCCCAGACUUCCCUCUCUCCAGAACUCUUAAUGACUUACUAAGUAUCAAGUAAGUCAUUAACCAAAGUUUUAAUUUACAGUUGCACAGUUUAUAACUUCUGUUUGCUGAAUGAUUUGUUUUUGACAGCAAAGUGUUGUUAAAUCUAGGCUCACAGAAAUCAUCAGGAGCAAGAUUUAGAUGACUGUUGUAUUGUUAUUAAUGUAGAAACAUUUAAAAUAUGAACAAAAGCAGUGACAGACAAGAUCGUUUUGUCCUGUUCAUAUAUCUGCAUAUUUGUAUCAUAUGUGUUCUAUUGUAGAUGUUGUUUUUCACAACAUAGCAAAGCAUAUCCGGUAGAUGAUCCAAAGUUUUAUUCAUUAUGUACAACAUAUGUACUAGUGUAUUUUAAUCACAGUAUAAUUUUGUGUAUUUAUAUUACAUGGCUGUUUAUCCACAA